AAUCGCUUGGGCUCUUUGGCCUCUUCAUGGAAGCCCCCGAGCCGGCUUCUGAAGAAUCCCUAGGCCGCCGAGCCUUGUGGAAAGCGCCGAGCGGGCGGCAGCGGCCCGUUCUGGCGGCCUGCUUGACCUGCUGCACCCUGCUCGGCUGGUACAUGGCCAGCAGCGUGAAGGACUCCGCGGCGCUCAAAGGCCAAUGGCGAGAGGAUGAAGAACCCGAGACGACGACGGCGGAGACGCUGACGGUGCUGGUGUGGUGGGAUCCUUUCGGGCGCGGCGGCUUCUCCUACGACUGCUGGCCGUUCAACAUCAGCGCCUGCCGCCUCUCCACCAGCCGCCUCCUCCAACGCAAAGCGCACGCGAUCGUCUUCCAUCACAGGGACCUGCAGAUACAUCGCCUCGCCUGGCUGCCCCAGCAGAGGCCGGCGGACCAGCGGUGGGUCUGGAUGAACUUAGAGUCGCCCACCCACACCACGGGCCUGUAUAACCUGAGCGGCCUUUUCAACUGGACUAUGACCUACCGGAUGGAUUCGGAUGUCUUUGCACCCUAUGGGUACCUCAAGCUUCGGCCGCAGCCCCUAGUCAAGUUCACUUUGCCCAAGAAGACCAAGCUGGUGGCCUGGGUGGUCAGUAACUGGAAUGAAAGUCACGCCCGGGUCCGUUAUUACCACCAGCUGAAAAAAUAUCUCCCCAUUGAUGUUUAUGGAUCUCGUAGACUGUCGCUCAAAGACAACAAUGUGGUGAAGACUGUCUCGGAAUACAAGUUUUAUUUGGCCUUUGAAAACUCCCAGCAUCAUGACUACAUCACGGAGAAACUCUGGAGGAACGCCUUUGAGUCGUGGGCCGUGCCCAUCGUCUUGGGUCCCCCGAGGGCCAACUACGAACGGUUUAUCCCCUCCGACGCCUUCAUUCAUGCCAAUGACUUCUCCGACCCCAUGGAGCUGGCGAUUUACCUGAAAUUCCUAGAUAAAAACAAGAACAUGUACCAAAGGUAUUUCGCUUGGAGGAAACAGUAUGAUGUGAAGGUGUCGCCUUUUUUGACCGAACAUUUUUGCAAAGUUUGUAACGUAAUCAGAAAGGUGGGGAAACAGCCCAAGAUUAUCCAGGAUCUCUCCAAGUGGUUUGAAAAUUGACGUCCACGGAUUGACUGAGUUCCCAUGCAGGAUGGUUGGGUUGACGCAUUUACCCAACCAAAGCACAAGAAAAUAUAUCAGGGAUAUUUCAGUUUUUCUUAAGUUAUCAGUUAACUUAAUUGAUAAGUUAAGAUUGCUUGGUUUAAUAAUCAUGGGGAGAUUCACCAUUG
Molecule: messenger RNA, 1300 nt
Organism: Pantherophis guttatus
Lineage: Eukaryota; Metazoa; Chordata; Lepidosauria; Squamata; Colubridae
Product: alpha-(1,3)-fucosyltransferase 4-like
Cellular component (GO): membrane
Molecular function (GO): alpha-(1->3)-fucosyltransferase activity
Source: RefSeq, a predicted model, not a curated record